Molecule: messenger RNA, 5632 nt
Organism: Homo sapiens (human)
Lineage: Eukaryota; Metazoa; Chordata; Mammalia; Primates; Hominidae
Gene: GCNT4
Product: glucosaminyl (N-acetyl) transferase 4
Exons: 4
Coding region: 941-2302 (453 amino acids)
Cellular component (GO): Golgi membrane; membrane
Molecular function (GO): glycosyltransferase activity; beta-1,3-galactosyl-O-glycosyl-glycoprotein beta-1,6-N-acetylglucosaminyltransferase activity
Source: RefSeq, a predicted model, not a curated record
ACUCCUCGUCUCACCCAUGAGAGCGAGCUGCCUUCUGUCUGGUUGGGCGAUUCCUGCAGGGCCUGAGCCUCCGCAGAGCCCGGCGUUCAAGGAGAAAAAAGGAGCCGCGGAUGUGAGUUUGCUUCGUCACUGCCUUGUGAGCGACUUUGGGCAAGUUACUUAGCUCUCCUGACCUCAGAUUUCUUGUCUAAUGUGGGAGGGAACCGAACGUGGAUGACGCUCCGGGCAGCGGCGGAGAGCCGAGAUCACCGCGCGCGCCUGAGAACUUUGUCCGAAGCGCGGCCCGGGGACUGGGAGCGCAGGGCAGGGAGCUCCCUCUGCGGGAGCGCGGAGGCGCUCCUACUUUCUCCGCACGUCACGGGGGCCGCUCAGCGCUCUCCCACCCCGGGCCGGGCGAGAGCGGCUCCCCAGCAGGGCGACGGAGGAGCGCGGCGAGAGCGAGCCGCCGCGGAGAGCCUGGGAACCCAGAGCGCAACCCUCGGCCCCCGCCGGGGCGGCCUCCGCAGCCGCACGGACCCCGCGUUCGGGGCUGGCCCGCUCCCUCUCGGCCCAUGUUCUAGAACUACAUCCUCGGUCACUGUCCCAGUACAGCCAUCUGUAGCACCUCCUCAGUAACUGACGGUGAUGUUCCUUUCCCUACGCUGUUUAUACCAUCAGCCUGGGGUUUUCUUUGGAGGUGACACAAAGAACAAUAAGAAUGUAAGGUCAUCUAGGCAAGAAACCUGUCUUUCCACUCCUCUGCAUGACUCCUGGAGUGCUGUGGGAGUGUGGAGGAACUGCAUCUGACUGAGUCAUCCUCCCACCUAAUGGUCUCACUCCAGAACAUCCCCUGGGCUUGGCAGUGAGCGAGUCACCAAGGGAGAAUCAGUGACUUCAUUGAAAUCAAGGAGCUGCAGUAGCAGGAUGUUAGCUUAUUCAACUAGAUCAGGAUGCUUUUUAAAUGAAGAUAUUCAAAUGUUAUUUUAAACAUACCCUACAGCAGAAAGUUUUCAUCCUGUUUUUAACCCUAUGGCUGCUCUCUUUGUUAAAGCUUCUAAAUGUGAGACGACUCUUUCCGCAAAAAGACAUUUACUUGGUUGAGUACUCCCUAAGUACCUCGCCUUUUGUAAGAAACAGAUACACUCAUGUUAAGGAUGAAGUCAGGUAUGAAGUUAACUGUUCGGGUAUCUAUGAACAGGAGCCUUUGGAAAUUGGAAAGAGUCUGGAAAUAAGAAGAAGGGACAUCAUUGACUUGGAGGAUGAUGAUGUUGUGGCAAUGACCAGUGAUUGUGACAUUUAUCAGACUCUAAGAGGUUAUGCUCAAAAGCUUGUCUCAAAGGAGGAGAAAAGCUUCCCAAUAGCCUAUUCUUUGGUUGUCCACAAAGAUGCAAUUAUGGUUGAAAGGCUUAUCCAUGCUAUAUACAACCAGCACAAUAUUUACUGCAUCCAUUAUGAUCGUAAGGCACCUGAUACCUUCAAAGUUGCCAUGAACAAUUUAGCUAAGUGCUUCUCCAAUAUUUUCAUUGCUUCCAAAUUAGAGGCUGUGGAAUAUGCCCACAUUUCCAGACUCCAGGCUGAUUUAAAUUGCUUGUCGGACCUUCUGAAGUCUUCAAUCCAGUGGAAAUAUGUUAUCAACUUGUGUGGGCAAGAUUUUCCCCUGAAGUCAAAUUUUGAAUUGGUGUCAGAGUUGAAAAAACUCAAUGGAGCAAAUAUGUUGGAGACGGUGAAACCCCCAAACAGUAAAUUGGAAAGAUUCACUUACCAUCAUGAACUUAGACGGGUGCCUUAUGAAUAUGUGAAGCUACCAAUAAGGACAAACAUCUCCAAGGAAGCACCCCCCCAUAACAUUCAGAUAUUUGUUGGCAGUGCUUAUUUUGUUUUAAGUCAAGCAUUUGUUAAAUAUAUUUUCAACAACUCCAUCGUUCAAGACUUUUUUGCCUGGUCUAAAGACACAUACUCUCCUGAUGAGCACUUUUGGGCUACCUUGAUUCGGGUUCCAGGAAUACCUGGGGAGAUUUCCAGAUCAGCCCAGGAUGUGUCUGAUCUGCAGAGUAAGACUCGCCUUGUCAAGUGGAAUUACUAUGAAGGCUUUUUCUAUCCCAGUUGUACUGGAUCUCACCUUCGAAGCGUGUGUAUUUAUGGAGCUGCAGAAUUAAGGUGGCUUAUCAAAGAUGGACAUUGGUUUGCUAAUAAAUUUGAUUCUAAGGUGGACCCUAUCUUGAUUAAAUGCUUGGCAGAAAAGCUUGAAGAACAGCAGAGAGACUGGAUCACUUUGCCCUCAGAAAAGUUAUUUAUGGAUAGAAAUCUCACUACCACAUCAUGAUAGUAAAAUCAGGAUGGAAAUAAGAGGGUGCCUGAUAAAUGGAGUCAGUGUGGAAUUGAAUACCAUACUAUGCCCAAUACUGUUUAAACUCAGUCCUCCCAUAUUUUAAAAGGUGUCCAAAAUUCCAUACACAAGGGAAAGUGAUCUAGCCUUUGAUGUUAUUAGCCUGCAGUUGGCUAGGUUUUUUUAAUAUUUGUUUUUGCUUGUAAUCUCACUGAGCCAAAUCAGAGAUCUUAAACAUUCAGUCAGUCAUCAAACAUUAUUGAGCACCUAACUAUAUGACAGGCACUUUUUUAGAGACUGCGGCUUAUCCUCAUCAUAGCAACCUCGGUAUCUUUAAGUUCUCCACAUAACAGUCAGGAUUCUACUGAAGAAGCUUUUGAAGUUUGUGGUAAUCGUCUGAUCAUAUAAACCACCCAUUUCAGAGUAGUGUUUAAGUACUGUGACCAACACUCCACUUGUCUCUUAACUCAGCUUUCAAGACAUUUCUUAACCAUCAGAGCAGAGGAGGAAAGACUCACUACCUCAGAAAAAUCUCAAAGAAUAGUCCAAUUUCCUGCUUGCCAAAGCAUAAUCUGCCUUUUGGUGCAUUACUUGGUCAAUUCAGGGUUGAGGAGACUGUUGGGGGGCAUUUAUAAUGUAUGAAAGUUAAGGAAGGGGGUGAGGAUGUGGGUUGGGACAGGUAGUACCUAAAGAGGAGCGAAGGGAUUUAUACAACAUUUUUAUCAUGUUACAAAACAGUAUCAUGAAUGGCCUCCUUUUUAGUUCAACUGUUUCUUUAAAAUGCAUUUACUGAUUAAAAAUAAGAACUGACCAAUAGCUCCAAGUGUCACACACCAGAACAUUAAGCCUAAGUCCUCAAUUCAUAAGUUAUCAUUCUAGAUAAGUUUCUUUACAAUGGAAUACUUUCUGUGGAAUCAUUAUAAUUCUGUUGUAUGGAACUAUCAAGCUAAGAGUCACUAAACUUUCUUCAAAAGGUUGUGUGAAAUAUGACAGCUUUCUAAAUUAAUUUGUAUAGUCAUUUAAAAUUUUUUCUUCUCUGGCAACUGUCCAACUGGAAUCCAGAUUUAAAGUGAUAAAAGCUCUAAGUUUCUUGCAGUCUUUUUCUCAGCUUAGUUCCAGAGAGAAAAAAGCUAAUUUUCCUAAGGACACAGCAAGAAUAUUCAUUAAGGAUAUUUUCUAAAACCCACACUUGAGAAAACCACCCAAUGAGUCAAAAAUAUAUAUAUAUAAUAUAUAUUUUAUAUAUAUGUAAUAUAUAUUUAUGUUAUAUAUUAUAUAUAGAACAAUUCCAUUACAUAUAUAAUAUAUAAAUAUAUAUAUUAUAUAUACAUAUAUUGUAUAUGAAUAUAUAUUAUAUAUACAUAUAAUUAUAUAUAUAUAAAUAUAUAUUAUAUAACAUAUAAUGAAUAUAUAUUAUAUAUAUAAUGGAAUUGUUCUGGAAGUAAAAUGGGGUAGGAAUGGGGUUCUGAGAAUAGGCAAUAACAUUUUCACCAGUCUCUUGGGAAAUUGUAGAACUCAUGUAAAAAUUUCUUGGUCAUGAUAUGUCUCAAUGGCAGCCUCAGUAAAUAAAAAUGUAGCCUCAGAUAUUAUAUUUAAAGAUGUAGUAAAUCUAGCCCAAAAUAGGACAAUUUGGAAGAUUUAAGUAUUACAUAUUUUUUAAAUGUCUGUGUUCUAAAUGUGAAAUGCACUUUGCUCAUUUUAAAGUUCAUAAUACUAACUGCCAACUGACACCACUUCUCGCUCCCUUUCUUCUCUUGAACUCAUUUUUCUCCCUUUUUAUUUACCCCCUUCAAAUUACUUCAUUCUUUGGAAAUAACUAUUACCAAGCCCCAUUCUUCAAAAUAAGUAAACAUUGUAUAGAGCCAAGUUCUGCAAAAGAUCCAUACCAGUUCACUCGUGUGCGACUGUGGACAGGUAAGUCACUUUGGUCUCUAUGAACCUCAGUUUUCCAGAUCUUUGAAAUGAGCACUUGGAUGCCUAUCCUUGCUUCCACACAAGUGUUUUUUUUUUUUUUUUUUUUUUUUUGUGAGAAUCGAUUGAAAUAGUAUAUGAAGUGGUUUGAAAAUAGGUACAAACUAUUGACAUUUCAAUGUCAGAGAGUGAUACCUGUAGUAGUAUAGGCAAAGGUCCAACCCCAUCGAAAGGCUUAAACAUUUACCUUUUCUGAAAAACUAUUGAAAUAUAAAGAGAGUCCCCAGUCACAGGGGCAACUUCUGUAACCAAAUCCAGAUCUGAGGAAACUCCUGUAACCCCAUUUGGGGUUUCUUUCUAAGCCAAUAGGGUUACAGGUUGGUACAGUGACACAUUGAGAAUGGGGCUACAAAUACUUUUCCCACCAUCUAGGAUGAAAUACACGAAAUCCUGUUGAAAUCUUGGUUUUUAUGCCUUUGCUCAUCAGAAUAAACGUAAAUGCUGAAAAACAAAUAACCUCCUGAUCCACUGUCUUGCCUCCUGGUGAGAAAUGAUUCUAUCCCCUGUUUAUUGGGAAAUUUCCAAAGUUGUUCAUCACUUAAAUGCCGUAUUCAAAGGGAACAUGGAAGGAUGAAGCGGAGAAAGUGCCUUCGAGACAUUCACACAUUUCUCUGGACUCAGUCUGUUAACAUAUCAGGGAGCUUGUCAGAUCACACCUUUUUGCCUUGGAAAUCCUACAGAUUUCCUGUACGCCUUCAUAUCUGAUUCUUCCCUAAAACCUUUGGGUAUGAUUUCCUCCCUGGUCUUGAUAAUGUCCUGCAGUCUGUGUUUUAUAAUUAUUCUUUGUAUUUAUUGAAUCUAGACUUUAAGUUAUUCAGAGAUCAGACCAGAACCUUAGAGUUUCUAAACUGUAUGUGGAUAUUAAAUAAUAUUAAUAAUGAAAGAGCUACCAAAAUAGUCUAUAUUGUGUGAACAAUCUCUUGGGAUAUUAGACGUGUUUAAAGACCAGUGUUGCUGCUAUUUUUAAUAUUUUGGUUAAUUUAAGUGAAAUGUACAUAUUUUAAUUUGAAGAUUUAUCUUGCCCAUCAGAAUGUGAAGAUAUACUUGCAUAUAUUUUGACAUAUUUCAUGGAAAAUAAAAAUGAUAAUCCACUUUGUGAGUGUAAGUGAAUGUAUUCAUAUGUAUGUUAUUAUAAAUGAUUUUUGUUUGCACUGAUGAUGAAAUGAGAGUUUUGGGGGCUUUUUAUACAUUUAUAUCGACUGGUCUCUAAAUCUCCUAUUUUGUUUUCUUAUCAUUUUUGAAAUACAGUUCCCAUUACAUGAGUUUUAAAUAGAUUGGUGUUUCAUUUUGUAUUAUGCUACUACUAGAUGUUGAUUCUCUGGUAUUGUAAAAUAAAAUGUGCUCCAAAAACCCAAA